AUGGCAUCGAGACCGAGUGAAGUAGCGGAGCGGUGCCUCACUCUCGCGCUCACUCUGCUCUCGCGACGACAUCGAGCCGCGAUCAGUACCAUAGUAGUGUCUAGACAUCAUCAAGCUGCGGAGGGGCCAUUGGCACAUCCGCCCUCCUCUCUACUGUCUCCCGUGCGGCGAGCCCAGUCAGUGGCAGACCUCCCCGCGCUCAGCUCCAGGCUGCGUAGGCGCGUACCUGGUUCCAGAUGUUGGCCGCAGACAAAUGCUUUUCACCCCACGCUCAGCUCUCUACCUGCACGACAAGACACUGCGUCAGACUCUAUCAGACUACUGAACGAACUACUUGCUCUCUUCCGCUUCACCUGUAUGCGGGCUGGCGCGCGUCGAUCUUGA
This is a messenger RNA of Knipowitschia caucasica, 384 nucleotides long. NCBI's taxonomy places the organism in Eukaryota, Metazoa, Chordata, Actinopteri, Gobiiformes, Gobiidae. The record is from the annotation of a GenBank genome assembly.